AAAAAAUGUAACUUUUCAGUUAGCCGGACGUGUAUGUUUAUUUGUUACUAAAUAAUUCAAAUAUCUCUAUAUAUGGAUUGUUUUUCGAGGUAUCGAUUACUUGCUACAAUACGACAUACAAUAGAGAUACAAAACCUAAAUUAAAACACGUUUAUGGUUUAUGGAUUAACAUAGAAACCAUAGAUCAUUGUAUUUGUAAUAAUAAUUAUAAUAACUUACAAUGGUAGAUGAAUCAACAAAGAAGACAUUAAGUAAUAUUCCGUUAUUACAAACAAAAGCAGGACCUAGGGAUAAAGAAUUAUGGGUUCAAAGAUUAAAAGAAGAAUACCAAGCUCUAAUUAAAUAUGUAAAAAAUAAUAAAGAAUCUGACAAUGACUGGUUUCGUUUGGAAUCAAAUAAAGAAGGUACAAAAUGGUUUGGUAAAUGUUGGUACAUACAUAAUUUUUUAAAAUACGAAUUUGACAUUGAGUUUGAUAUACCUGUAACAUAUCCUAUAACCGCACCUGAAAUUGCUUUACCAGAACUAGAUGGUAAAACAGCAAAAAUGUACCGAGGUGGAAAGAUUUGUCUUACUGAUCAUUUUAAACCAUUAUGGGCACGUAAUGUACCAAAAUUUGGAAUUGCACAUGCCAUGGCACUUGGACUUGGACCUUGGUUAGCAGUUGAAAUUCCUGAUCUUAUAGAAAAAGGUGCUGUAUUCCAUAAAAAUAUAUAAUACAAAUAAAAAUGUUAGUUAAUAAGAUGAAUUACAAGAUGAUUUAUAUAAUAUAUUAAAUUUUAUAUUUAAUACAAA
Molecule: messenger RNA, 793 nt
Organism: Frieseomelitta varia
Lineage: Eukaryota; Metazoa; Arthropoda; Insecta; Hymenoptera; Apidae
Gene: Ufc1
Product: ubiquitin-fold modifier-conjugating enzyme 1
Exons: 5
Coding region: 221-715 (164 amino acids)
Biological process (GO): protein K69-linked ufmylation
Cellular component (GO): cytoplasm
Molecular function (GO): UFM1 conjugating enzyme activity
Source: RefSeq, a predicted model, not a curated record